ACCGGUCCGUCUCCUACGUUCCGUUUCCCUGCACGCUUUUUGUUUUUUUAUUGCAUCCGAGAGGGGCUUCGUUCCUUUCAGGGUGCAGCAUGCUGACAACUAAGCUGUACACCUUGGUGCUGGUGGUGCAGCCGCAGCGCGUCCUGCUUGGCAUGAAGAAGCGUGGCUUCGGGGCCGGCCUUUGGAAUGGCUUUGGGGGAAAGGUGCAGGCAGGGGAGACGGUGGAGCUGGCAGCCCGAAGGGAACUUCAAGAAGAGAGCAGCUUGACCGUGGACAUCUUACAGAAAAUGGGUCAGAUUACCUUUGAGUUUGUAGGCAACUCGGAGCUGAUGGAAGUCCAUAUCUUUCGCGCUGACAGUUUCCAUGGAGACCCUACCGAAAGUGACGAAAUGCGCCCUCAGUGGUUUGACGUGGACCAGAUACCUUUCAAGGAGAUGUGGCCGGAUGAUAUCUAUUGGUUUCCUCUUCUGCUCCAGAAAAAAUAUUUCAUGGGCUAUUUUAAAUUUCAGGGGCAAGAAACUAUCUUAGAAUAUAGCCUGAAGGAGGUGGAGAAGAUGGAGACAUAAUGGACCAUGGCAGGCAAAGAACCACCGCCGGCUCUAUAGCAACACAACUCUCCUGCCAAAUUCAUCGAUAAUUGACUUUCUAGAGGAAAAAAAAAGCCUUCAAAACGACUUGUUCAUGUACAGAAAUGUGUUCCGUGAUCAAAGAGUAUUAAAUUAUGGGAAAAUACGGUCCAACCAGAGGAAGAAAUGCCGGGAUAGCCUCAAUACCAUGAAGAAAAAACGCUUUGAUCGUACACAUUGCAAUAAAUUCAUUCAACAUGAAAUAAACUUUCAAACUUUUAAUAGAGUUUUACAUUUCUCUUCUUACAAAUAGAUCUUUUUUUUUUUGCAACUUUUGGGGCAGGGGGCCUGGGGAUGUCAGACUCCGUAAACAUUUAUGGAAAUAAAGACAUUCUCGCCAUUUAAUAAAGUGCUUCAUUUA
Messenger RNA from Pseudonaja textilis, 987 nucleotides. It is a transcript of the gene NUDT1, whose product is annotated as nudix hydrolase 1. Gene Ontology annotation, cellular component: cytoplasm. NCBI's taxonomy places the organism in Eukaryota, Metazoa, Chordata, Lepidosauria, Squamata, Elapidae. Gene Ontology annotation, biological process: DNA protection. Gene Ontology annotation, molecular function: 8-oxo-7,8-dihydroguanosine triphosphate pyrophosphatase activity. The record is from RefSeq and is a predicted model, not a curated record.